AUGGAUUGCUUACCAGAUAAUUAUAAGAAAUUUGACGAUAAAUGUAUUGUAAGAUCUAAUUUAAAAUCAAAAGACGAUGUCGAGUCAGCUGCUAGUGGUAUUCCUUUAGGCUGUGUUUUAAGUAGCAGUCAAAAGGCAGAUGUGUUUCGCUUAGGUGUUGUUGCUUUGUUUGAAAUCUUACCUAUUAAAGUAGCUCCUUCAGUCAUAAUAACUGAUGACGAUUUAGAAGAAAACUUAAAUGAUGCGAAAAAGCAGUUCGAAGAAUUUUCCAAAUAUCCAAAAUUUACUGAAUAUGUGAAAUCAAUGAUAGAACGGAUCGAGUUAUGGUUGCUGAAAGAUAUAGCGUUAGAAAGAACUAAAGCCUUCAAUUUAACGCAGUUGUCGUAUUUUAUAGUAAAUAAUUUUGAAUGUUAUUAUAAGCAACGGCUUUUAGAUGUGGUUUUAAACAGAGUGACAAAGUCCACAAAAUUACGGUACAUCCAUGAUGGUAAAGAUGUUUUACCGUCAAGUAUUGUCAAAAGAGGUAAUUUGGAGUUUAGCGUAACUUCUUCUAAAAAUAAAGAUGUUACAUACAUAGUUGAUAUGAUGUCUUUCCGAUGCAGUUGUUAUGUUAGAUACAAUGGAAAGCACUGCAAGCAUCAGGCUGCUGUAGCAAAAAAAGAAAAUAUUAUUUCUUGUGUGAACACCUUAUCUCUUGACAUGAAAAUGAAGCUUUAUGUAGUAGCGUGUGGAGAAAAUCUAAAUCAUGAGCUAUUUCUUCCACUUCAAGGAGACAAUGUGGAUAUUUUAACCAUAAACCAGCCUACACGAUACUUAUCCAAUAUUACUACUGAAUGCAUUUCAAUAAAUGAAGAUGAAGCAAGUGGUUCUGAAGCAAGUGGUUCUGCGUGUACUUUAAAUGUCAAUGUUCCUACGACCAAGGAACUCGAUGAUUUAAAGGAACAUUGGAAAACAUUUUGUAAUGAAAUCCUGAUACAUCUUGACGAUAAUCCAAUAGAAUUGUAUCCUGCAAUUUCCAUUUUCCUAAAAAAUAGAGAAAAGUGUGCUAAUAGUAACAACUCUCUUAUAUUAGGGUUGCAUAAUUCUUUUAAAUACCACGGAACAACUCCAAAGCAUAAACGCCUGGGUAUAAAAAAAGGAAAAAUGAUAAGUGUGCAGCCAACAAGUGCAGCUAGAAGAAAAUCGGCAAUGGGUGGCAAAAAACAUUCCUCAGCUGUAUUUCUUCAAAAAUCUGUAAGUGUUGACUUGCAGUUAAAUAAAGCAGUUCGUGACAAAAUUAAAGAAAAUCGAAGUAAAUUAUUUCCGAUUGUUUCAACAAUUGUUUUAUGUGGAACACAAGAUUUAGCAUUGCGCGGAAAAGAAACUACAGACGGAAAUUUUCAAACAUUGAUAGAUUUCCGUGUUGAGUCGGGUCAUACUGUAUUAGCUGACCAUUUAAAAAAUUCUUCUGGAAAAGCAAAAUAUAUUUCACACAGAGUUCAAAAUGAAAUAAUCAAUAUAUGCGGUUCUGUAAUCCGAAAAGAAAUUAUAGAGAAAAUUAAUAAUCAAAACACAGUUGCUUUUUCCUUAAUUGCUGAUGAAACAGCAGACAUUUCUGGUUGGCCAAACGACAAACAAUGUGCCAAUUACUUGGCUAAUUCUGUACAGGAUUAUUUUAAGGUGUCUUUCUUUAUACCCUAUAUAGACUCAUUUUUGUAUUCCAUAAAUAAUAGACUUUCAGACGAAAAUAAUCCAAGCUUUUUUCUUUUCAAUUUACAUCCUGAAAAUUUACUUAAAUUAACUAAAGAAGAGUAUUUAAAAUCAAUGAAUGAUAUUUGUAAAUUGUACGAGAUAGAAAAUUUAAAAGAAGCACAAACAUGGCACUAUUUCUGGAAACAUAAAGAAAACAGAAUUGUUCUUUCAAUGAUUGACUUGACUUACUAG
This is a messenger RNA of Psylliodes chrysocephalus, 1923 nucleotides long. Lineage: Eukaryota; Metazoa; Arthropoda; Insecta; Coleoptera; Chrysomelidae. The record is from the annotation of a GenBank genome assembly.